AUGUCCGCGUGGUAUAAUCCACAAGCUGUCUGUGCUUAUCAUUCUGGGGCCCCCGGACAUGCCACAUUUGAUUGCAAGGCGCUUAAGCAUAAAAUCCAAGAUAUGGUUGAAGCCGGGGAGAUUGUAAUCCGGAAAAGGGAGGCGCAAGGGCCGAACGUAAAUAGGAACCCUUUACCGGAACAUGCCAAUAUCAUUGGGGUUAUUCUGGAUGAUACGGAGUAUGUGGAACCAGUCAGAGAAUUGAAUUUGCCAUUUGAAAAGGACGAAAAGCCCUUUAUUUUGGAUCUCACGCCAGCUGAGAGUGAGGCUUUGGAGCCAAUAGUCGUCGAAUUCCCGAAGCAGGAGCCUGUCCUGAGCCUGCAACAAGUACCGUGGAACUAUGAUGAACCUGUCAUACAGAUUGGGGAAAAGAUAAUUGCAAAGGAAGAAGUGUCAGCGAUCACCGGAUCGGGGAAGGUUGCAAGUCCAUUUGAAGCUGCCAUUCCGAUUCAAGCAAAAAACUCCGAGCCGCCCGUUAAACCAACAAUCACCGAGAAAGAAGCCUUGGAUUUCCUUAACAGACUUCAGAGAAGUGAAUACAAUGUAGUUGAGAAGUUGAGCAAGUCGCCUGCCCAGAUAUCCAUGUUGAAUCUACUUUUUUCUUCAGAUAUGCAUAGGGACGCGCUGAUCGAGGUGUUGACCAAAGCUCAAAUCCCUAAGGAUAUUUCAGUUGAUAAUUUCUCACACGUGGUUGGGAACGUAUUAUUCACCAAACAAAUCACUUUCUCUGACGAGGAAUUGCCGGCAGAAGGCAUUGGACAUAACAAGGCCCUGUACAUAGUUGUGAGGUGCAACGGAAAAAUGCUGCCGAAGGUAUUGAUUAACAAUGGAUCCGCUCUUAAUAUAUGUCCCUGGAGCACUUUGGAAAAGUUAGGAUUGCAAGACGUCAAGCUGAGGCCUUCAGGGACCAUAGUCCGAGGUUUUGAUAGAGCGCAAAGAGAGCUAAUAGGAGAAAUUGAUUUAGUAGUUGAGAUGGGACCCGCGCAGUUUCAAAUAACCUGCCAAGUUAUGCACUUUCCUAGUGUUUACAACGUUUUGCUUGGAAGGCCGUGGAUUCAUAAGUCCGGAGCCGUGCCGUCUUCAUUGCAUCAGUUGCUGAAGUUUGUAGUAAAUGACAAGCUGAUCACUAUAUUUGCCGAGGAGGAUUGCCUUGUAAUCACCGAUUCCGAGUCCAAAGAAGAGGGUAGCCGAAGCUCCACAGUGACCCCUCAUAGCACAUCUGAUAUUGUCUCCGUCAGUUGGAUAAAAAGGAGGAGCAAGCUCUAUCAAGGGCCAGUGUUAUGA
Messenger RNA from Coffea arabica (coffee), 1323 nucleotides. The record is from RefSeq and is a predicted model, not a curated record. NCBI's taxonomy places the organism in Eukaryota, Viridiplantae, Streptophyta, Magnoliopsida, Gentianales, Rubiaceae.